Messenger RNA from Dibothriocephalus latus, 303 nucleotides. The record is from the annotation of a GenBank genome assembly. Lineage: Eukaryota; Metazoa; Platyhelminthes; Cestoda; Diphyllobothriidea; Diphyllobothriidae.
AUGCGCGCACGAUAUGCUUCCUGUAUUAUCCACCUUUACACGGGAAAAGGGAACAUCUUCGUGGUUGGAGGACGGACCGCUCAGCAAUGGGGGUUGAAGACUGUCACGGAAUUCAAAGUGAAGGAACGGCAGUGGCGAAAGCGUGCGCCUCUCACCGUUCGACGCGAAAGUCAUGCAGCCGCAGUCAUAAAGCUGGGUGGACAGAAGACACUGCUUGGCGUUUUUGGUGGAGAAUUCGAGGAAGAGGACAACUGGACGAAACUGUGCUCUUGUGAAGUCUAUGACGUCACGCGGGACAGGUGA